ACCGGCAUUUGCGUUCCUCAAUUCUCCACCGAAAUGUAUCGCCCGGCAGGAUACGACGACUCGGAUGAGGAUGAUGAGUACGACGAGUUCGGAUUCUAUUCUGAGUGCCCGAGGCCGACACCGGCAGUUCCACGUGCUCCUCCGGUCAAUUAUGAGCUGCUGCUGAAUAAUGCGGUAUGUGAUGGCAAUUUGGAAGAGACGAAGCGGAUCCUGGACCUCGAUAGAAGCCUGCGCUCCGGUGGCUUGGUGGCCCAGGGAUGGCCCAUUAUAUUCAGCGCGUGCUACGAGGCACACCGAGAUAUCGUGGAGUAUCUGCUGGUGGUGGAAAAGGUAGACGCUAAUCAGAUGAUCGGCAUGGAGACGGCACUGAUGAAGGCCUGUGCUUCGCCGAAACCUACGGAGCUGGUGUAUCCGGUCGUCCGGCUGUUGCUCGAUUUCGGGGCCAUCAUCGAGGUGCUGGAUCGAUUCGGUUGUACGCCACUCAUGUUUGCCUGCCAGCAGGGCCACCUGAAGGUGGUGAAGGAAAUAGUUGGCGAAUCUCCACUGAUAACGGUGGACCGAGAUGGGAAUACGGCUCUCUUUCUCGCCGUUAUAAACAAUCACUACGAGAUCGUCAAAGGGUUGCUGCGUGCCGGUGCCCAGCCCAACAUCGUGAACCGGGCCGGAUUUACGCCGAGACAAUGUGCCAUUCUUGCGGGCCACACGGAGGUGGCUGAACUUUUCCCGGCAGAAGAGGAACCAUACCUGGUGGCGGCCAAGUAUCGUAAUUACUCGAACUACAAAGAUCUGAUCGACAGCGGGCAUCACUCGAACAUCGAUGGGCUUCUGUUUGGGAUGAAUAGUGAGGACAUGCUGCACUUUUUCGCCAAAAAGGACGUAGAUCUGUUCGACUUUCUCACCAUGACCGACGAUCGUUUGCGCGAAGUUGGCAUCAAGUAUCCGAUUCAGCGUAAAAGGAUUCUGCUCGGGCUGUACGAUCUCCACCAGCAUCCCUGGUCAAAGGGCAGUCUGAAUGUCCAGCAAACAGCGUCUACUAUUGAUAUGUACGACACACUAGAGAUGCUGGCUAAUAUCCACAAGCAGAUGAUCGUCCUGCAUAGUACACUGGUUUACACGAAAGAGCUCAUCGAACGCAGCCAGAAUCCGCAGGCUUUCGAUGAUGUUAUGGAAGCUUCCAACUUGCAGCGGGUACUUAGAGCCUUGCAGAGUACAAUGCGCGGGUUUCAGGCACAACUACUCGUGCACCAUAAGCUGUCUGCUCCGAAGCCGAUUCUCCAUAUAACGUCCGAACCGAAACUGCCAAUCAAAUCCAAGAAACCAUUGAAAGUAUGUGCCUUCUUAGGUCUGCUCGGUUGUGUGGUAUAUUUGAAGUUUAGAAAAUAAAGAUCUCCUUUGUUCGUUCCUUG
Molecule: messenger RNA, 1406 nt
Organism: Anopheles aquasalis
Lineage: Eukaryota; Metazoa; Arthropoda; Insecta; Diptera; Culicidae
Product: ankyrin repeat, SAM and basic leucine zipper domain-containing protein 1
Cellular component (GO): pi-body
Molecular function (GO): protein binding
Source: RefSeq, a predicted model, not a curated record